Messenger RNA from Daucus carota subsp. sativus, 1607 nucleotides. RefSeq names its product epidermis-specific secreted glycoprotein EP1. NCBI's taxonomy places the organism in Eukaryota, Viridiplantae, Streptophyta, Magnoliopsida, Apiales, Apiaceae. Bases 52 to 1380 code for a protein of 442 amino acids. The transcript has a single exon. The record is from RefSeq and is a predicted model, not a curated record.
CCUACUAUAAAUACAGAGCUUCUUCUGAGGUAAGACAUACUCAAACAAAACAUGGCUUCUAUUCAUCCAUUAAACCUUGCAAUCCUUUUCCUUUUCUUUCAAACACUCUCCUUCAGUUCUUGUCAAGCUACUGUUCCUGCCAAUGAAACCUUCAAAUUUGUGAAUGAAGGAGAAUUAGGGGAAUACAUUAGUGAGUACCUCGGUGAUUACCGAGCUCUAAGUGUUUUCACUUCUCCAUUCCAACUCUGCUUCUAUAACCAAACACCUACUGCCUUCACCCUGUCUCUGCGCAUGGGCUUAAGGCGCACUGAGUCGCUCAUGCGUUGGGUUUGGGAAGCUAAUAGAGGGAAUCCUGUCGAUGAGAAUGCCGUAUUCUCAUUUGGAACUGAUGGGAAUCUAGUGCUUGCACAUUCUAACGGCCAAGUUGCUUGGCAAAGUGGUACUGCCAACAAAGGUGUAGUAGGUUUUAAAGUACUUCCUACUGGAAACAUGGUGCUUUAUGAUUCUAAAGGCUCGUUUCUGUGGCAAAGCUUUGAUUCUCCUACUGAUACUCUCUUAGUAGGCCAGUCUCUCCGCGUUGGAGCUGCCACAAAGCUUGUCAGCAGGGCUUCUCAGAAUGAGAAUGUGAACGGGCCUUAUAGCCUAAUAAUGGAGCCUAAGGGAUUAACUAUGUAUUAUACUCCUGCUAACUCUCCAAGGCCUAUGCCUUACUUCACAUUCUCACAGUGGUUCAACAUAACCAAAGGGGCAACUAUACAGAACAUGACAUUUCAAAGCGAAAAUGAGUAUGAUGAAGGUUUUGCUUAUAAUCUACAAUUUCUCUUGGGCGUUGCUAAUUCCCCCUACAGCGCGGGCGGCAUCCUUUCCAGGAUCAAAUACAAUACGACAUUGUCGUUUCUUCGAUUAGAAAUGGAUGGGAACAUUAAGAUUUACACUUACAAUGACAAAGUUGAUUAUGGUGCAUGGGAGGUGACGUAUACUCUGUUCUCCAAAGAUUCUGAUGCAUCAGAGUGUCAGUUACCAUCGCGAUGCGGGAAGUACGGUCUUUGUGAGGACAGCCAAUGUGUGGGUUGUCCCUCACCUAAUGGACCAGCACUGGCCUGGAGCAAGAGCUGUGAGGCACCUAAGGUAUCAUCAUGUGCUGCAAAGGACUUUCACUAUAGUAAAAUGGAAGGAGUUGAUCAUUUUAUGGUGAAAUACACGAGGGGAGAUGGAGCUGUGAAACAAAGUGACUGUGAGAUGAAAUGCAGCAGGGACUGCAAGUGUCUGGGCUAUUUCUAUCAUCUUGACACUUCAAGGUGUUGGAUUGCAUAUGAUCUUAAAACUCUCACCAGAGGUGACAACUCCAAGCAUUUGGCCUAUGUGAAGGUGCCUAAUUAGUACCUGCUGAAUUUACCUGUGGCUAAUAAUAUGGAUUUCGACGUGUUUUACUUUGCCUGUAUUGGCUUUAUUCUGAUUUGUUUGUUCGAACUGCAAUUUUACUUUUUUUUAAUGGCAAGUUGUUCAACGAAUUACUGUUAUGCAAUGAGAAAAAGGGGAUUUUGAUAAAAAGUAGACCAAUCUAUUGUUUUUUUAUAAAAGUUUCGUAGCAUAUAUUUUAUAGAUUA